UUCCUCCUCCGCUUCCUCUGUGGCAGGUUUUUGUUUUUGUUUGGUCUUUUACAUUUGGAACGGACAUAAACAUUAAAAAAACCCUGACUUUCUUGGCCGUGUGAGAUUUUUUUCGUAUUCAGCGUGAAAAAAUACGGGUACUUUUUGUAAGUAAAAGCAUUAAGGAAAGGAGUACGCUAGUGAAACUCCCAGACGCCAGACAAAAUAUUCACUUGUUCUUUUUCAAGGAGACUUGAGUCGAAAGCUGCCAAAGAGCCCCAGAAAGAAACGAAGCAAAGGGAGAAAGAACGAACACAAGAAGAGGAACAUUUGAUGGAAGAAAAGAAAAAGAAAAAGCAGGAAGAAAAGAAAAAGAAGGAAGGUGCUCAGAAAAAGGCUGCUGAACAAAAAGCCAAAGUGCCAGAACCUAUUAAGACCAGUUUAAGCCAGCCCCAACCUGCCGGUAUCAGUACCAGUACUUCCACCAGCACUAUUACUAACAAUAGCAAUGGCAAGCGUGCAUCUGCCAAUGGGCAGCAGCCAGCUGCAUCCCGAUACUUGCCUCGUGAGGUGCCUCCACGCUUUCGCCAACAAGAACAGAAGCAGCUUUUAAAGAGAGGCCAGCCUCUGCCUACUGGAACUCUGAUCAGCACGAGCCCAGCAGCAGGUACUGGACAAGCAGGAGCAAGUCCUCCUCCACAGCCAGGAGCUGGUGGACAUCACCAGCCCACUAAGACUCAGACCCCAGCAGACCUUGGUCACAGCGGAUUGGGAGACCAUUAUGAGAAUACUCACUGGGGACAGCAGCCCACUUUCCGAAGUGAAGCCAAUUGCAGCUGGGAUAAAGUGAUAAUAGACAGGACUGACAAGGAAGCGUGGCCUUCCAUUACAGGAACUGAGACUGAGUCUGCCUCAGAAUGUACUACAGACACUGACUCUGCCUCCAACUGUGGCUCAGAGAACAGUAGCAUGGCUACAGGGAGUGCCCAAGGCAACUUCACUGGACAUACAAAGAAACCUAAUGGCAAUAAUGGCGCCAAUGGAGCACUCAUCCAAAGCACUUCUAUCCAGAGUGCCCUUGGAGCUGGUGGAGCAAAUGGAAACGGAAAUGCAGCCAGAGUGUGGGGUGUUGCCACAGGUUCCAACUCUGGCUUAGCUCAUUGCUCAGCCAGUGGUGGGGAUGGAAAGAUGGACAACAUGAUGGGAGAUGGUAGAAGUCAAAACUGCUGGGGUGCUUCCAACUCAAAUGCUGGCAUUAAUCUUAACCUUAAUCCCAAUGCCAAUCCAGCUGCUUGGCCUGUACUUGGACAUGAAGGAACUGUGGGAACAGGCAACCCUUCUGGUAUUUGCAGUCCAGUCAGUGCCAUAGGUCAGAACAUGGGCAACCAGAAUGGGAACCCAGUGGGCACCUUAGGUGCUUGGGGAAACUUGCUGCCGCAAGAGAGCACAGAACCACAAACGUCCACUUCUCAGAAUGUGUCUUUCAGCGUACAACCUCAGAACCUUAACACUGAUGGACCAAAUAACGCUAACCCCAUGAAUUCUUCACCAAACCCUAUCAAUGCAAUGCAGACAAAUGGACUGCCAAACUGGGGCAUGGCUGUUGGCAUGGGGGCCAUCAUCCCGCCCCACCUGCAAAGCCUUCCUGGUGCUAAUGGGACAUCAGUUUCUCAAGUCAGUGGGGGAAGUGGUGAAGGAAUGGGCAAUUCAGUAUGGGGAAUAUCCCCAGGAAAUCCUGCCACAGGAAACAGCAAUUCUGGGUUCAGUCAGGGGAAUGGAGACACUGUGAACUCAGCAUUAAGUGCUAAACAAAAUGGAUCCAGCAGUGCUGUGCAAAAGGAAGGAAAUGGAACAAGUGCUUGGGAUUCAGGUCCUCCUGCUGGUUCUGGAGUCUUAGCAUGGGGCAGGGGCAGUGGCAACAGUGGUGUUGGUAAUAUGCAUUCUGGUGCUUGGGGUCACCCAAGCCGCAGUACCAGUAACAGUGUUAAUGGUGAAUGGAGCAAGCCCCCAAACCAGCAUUCCAAUAAUGACAUCAAUGGGAAAGGAUCAACAGGGUGGGAUAGCUCUACUGUUACCAGCCAGAAUCCUGCCAUGCAGCAGGGCAAUGAACAAAUAAACUCUUGGGCCAAAGCUGCAGCAUCUGGCAAUACAGGUAGUGAAGGAAGUAAUGAUAGCAAUGGAAGUCAAAAUGAAGGCAGUACUGGGAGGGAGGGAGCUGGAGAGAGUCGAAGAAGAGAGAAGGGUAUGGUAGACCAAGGGCAAGUCCAGUUGCCAAGGAAUGACCUUGACCCAAGAGUUCUGUCCAACACUGGGUGGGGACAGACUCCUGUAAAACAAAACACUGCCUGGGAAUUUGAAGAAUCUCCAAGAUCUGAACGAAAGAAUGACAACGGAACUGAGGCUUGGGGUUGUACAGCUACUCAGCCUUCAAAUUUGGGGGGCAAGAAUGAUGCGUCCAUCAUGAACAGUACAAAUACCUCUUCAGUAUCUGGGUGGGUCAGCUCUCCACCUGCAACAGUUACAACUAAUACAGGUUGGGGCGACAACAAUAACAAAGCGCCAAAUGGCCCUGGGGGAUGGGGAGAGCCAGCAGGUUCUACUGCUGUCAAUAAUGCUGCUGCUGCUGCCAAAAGUGGCCACACUUGGAGUGGGACCACAAAUCAGGAGGACAAGUCACCAACUUGGAGUGAACCUCAGAAACCCAAAUCUCAAAAUUGGGGAGAUGGACAAAAAUCAAAUCCAGGCUGGACUUCAGGGGGUGGAGAAUGGGUUGAUUCCUCAUCUGUCCCUGGACACUUGGGAGAUGGGAAAAAAAAUGGGUCUGGAUGGGAUACUGACAAUAGAUCAGGGUCUGGUUGGAAUGAUACUACACGUUCUGGGACCAGUGGAUGGGGAAAUGGCACAAACAGCAAGGCUAAUACUGGUACAAACUGGGGAGAAUCUUUGAAACCUGCUCCCCAACAGAACUGGGCUUCUAAAUCCCAGGACAACAAUGGGAGUAAUUGGGGAGGAGCGGCUUCUGUUAAACAGACUGGAUCAGGAUGGGUUGGUGGGCCAGUGCCAACCAAACAGAAGGACAGUAGUGAAGCAACUGGGUGGGAAGAGCCCUCUCCACCAUCCAUUCGGCGCAAGAUGGAGAUUGAUGAUGGUACCUCAGCUUGGGGUGACCCAAAUUACAAUAACAACAAGACUGUAAAUAUGUGGGAUAGAAACAAUCCUGUAAUACAGAGCAGUACCACAGCCACCACCACUAGCACCACGAUUAUCAACGCAAACCUGGCUGAACCUCAGCCACUGCACCAGUCAAGUGCCCAGUCAUCCCGGUCCUCGCUGCUUGGUCCAGCAGGCUGGGGGGAGAUGCCUGCUGUCCACGCAAAGCCUGAAGCUUCAUGGGGAGAGCCUUCCUCCCCGUCUGCUGCAGUUGAUAAUGGCACUUCAGCAUGGGGGAAGCCCCCCAGCAGUGGUACAGGGUGGGGAGAUAACUCUGCUGAGUCAGCAGGAUCAUAUGGAAGAGCAAGUGCACCAACAGCUGCCCCAGCACUGUGCAAACCAGCUUCUAAAUCUUCUAUGCAAGAAGGCUGGGGCAGUGGUGGAGAUGAAGUUAAUCUCAGUACAAGUCAGUGGGAAGAUGAAGAAGGAGAUAUGUGGAAUAAUACUGCUUCACAGGAGAGCAAUUCCUCUUGUAGCUCCUGGGGGAAUGCCCCGAAGAAAGGACUUCAAAAGGGCAUGAAGACAUCUAGUAAGCAAGAUGAGGCCUGGAUCAUGAACCGUCUGAUAAAACAGCUCACAGACAUGGGCUUCCCAAGAGAGCCAGCAGAAGAGGCCUUGAAGAGUAACAAUAUGAAUCUUGAUCAGGCCAUGAGUGCUCUGCUAGAAAAGAAGGUGGAAAUGGACAAGCGUGGAAUGGGAGUGGCUGACUACAAUGGAAUGGUCACCAAACCCCUUGGCUGCCGCCCACCACCAAUCUCCAAAGAGUCUUCCAUGGACCGCCCCUCCUUCCUAGACAAGGAUGGCGGCCUAGUGGAAGAGCCCACUACUUCACCAUUUUUGCCUUCACCAAGCCUGAAGCUCCCCCUUUCAAACAGUGCACUCCCUAAUCAGACCCUGGGUGGGAUUGCCUCAGGGCUGGGCAUGCAAAACUUGAAUUCUUCUAGACAGAUACCGAGUGGCAAUCUGGGUAUGUUUGGCAAUAGCGGAGCAGCACAAGCCAGGACCAUGCAACAGCCGCAGCAACCGCCAGUGCAACCUCUUAACUCAUCCCAGCCUAGUCUUCGUGCUCAAGUGCCUCAGUUUCUCUCCCCUCAGGUUCAAGCACAGCUUUUGCAGUUUGCAGCAAAAAACAUUGGACUCAAUCCUGCACUAUUAACCUCGCCAAUUAAUCCUCAGCAUAUGACGAUGUUGAACCAGCUCUACCAGCUGCAGCUGGCAUACCAACGUUUACAAAUCCAGCAGCAGAUGUUACAGGCUCAGCGUAAUGUUUCCGGACCCAUCAGACAACAGGAGCAGCAAGUUGCACGUACAAUCAAUAACAUGCAGCAGCAGAUCCAGCAGCACCAGCGACAGCUGGCUCAGGCCCUGCUUAUGAAGCAGCAGCCACCCCCUCCACAUCUAUCUUUGCACCCCUCUGCAGGCAAAUCAACCAUGGAUAACUUUUCACCCCAUCCCCAGGCUCCUGGCCUAUCUGACCUGCAGACCAAAGAGCAACAGUCUUCACCGAACACCUUUGCUCCUUACCCCCUUGCUGGACUGAAUCCAAACAUGAAUGUAAACAGCAUGGACAUUCCUGGUAGUUUGUCAGUGAAGGACACUUCUCAGUCCCAAUCGCGCCUUCCUCAGUGGACACACCCCAACUCAAUGGAUAAUCUCUCCAAUGCGGCUUCUCCACUUGACCAGAAUCCUAGCAAGCACGGUGCUAUCCCCGGAGGUCUGAGUAUUGGUCCUCCAGGAAAGUCCUCCAUUGAUGACUCUUAUGUCCGGUAUGAUAUGAUUCAAAACAGCGAGUCACCAGCCAGUCCUCCUGUAGCCGUUCCUCACAGCUGGUCACGUGCCAAAUCUGAUAACGAUAAAAUCUCCAAUGGUUCCAGCAUCAACUGGCCACCAGAAUUUCAUCCUGGAGUACCAUGGAAAGGAUUGCAGAACAUUGACCCUGAGAAUGAUCCUGAUGUUACGCCUGGAAGUGUUCCAACAGGGCCCACCAUUAACACCACCAUACAGGAUGUUAAUCGCUAUCUACUCAAAAGUGGAGGGUCAUCCCCAACAUCAUCUCAGAAUGCCACGCUGCCUUCAUCAAGUGCCUGGCCACUUAGUGCCUCCGGCUACAGUAGCUCUUUCAGCAGCAUUGCAUCCGCACCUAGCAUUGCAGGUAAAUUGUCAGACAUCAAGUCAACAUGGUCCUCUGGCCCAGUUUCUCACACACAAGCCUCUCUGUCUCAUGAACUGUGGAAGGUACCCAGAAACACUACUGCUCCUACAAGACCACCUCCAGGCUUAACAAACACCAAGCCAUCAUCUACCUGGGGUGCCAGCCCACUGGGUUGGACCAGCUCUUACUCCUCUGGCUCAGCCUGGAGUACUGACAGCUCAGGAAGGACAAGUAGCUGGCUGGUCCUCCGUAACCUCACACCCCAGAUUGAUGGCUCUACGCUGCGUACUCUAUGCUUGCAGCAUGGUCCUCUUAUUACAUUCCAUCUGAACCUGACUCAAGGGAAUGCUGUGGUUCGAUACAGUUCCAAGGAAGAAGCAGCGAAGGCCCAGAAGUCUCUGCAUAUGUGUGUUUUGGGGAACACUACCAUCUUGGCUGAAUUCGCUGGAGAAGAGGAAGUAAACCGUUUCUUAGCACAAGGCCAGCAACUGCCUCCCACCUCCAGUUGGCAGUCCAACACUGGAACCACUCAGACACGUUUGGGCUCUACAAGCAGUUCACAUGGAAUGGUGCGCAGUGACACAGGCCACUGGAAUACCCCCUGCCUGGGUGGGAAAGGGAGCAACGAUCUGCUCUGGGGUGGGGUCCCUCAGUACUCAAGCAGCCUUUGGGGUCCACCCAGCACUGAUGACGGCAGGGUUAUCGGAAGCCCAACGCCUUUGAAUACUCUGCUCCCAGGUGACCUUCUCAGCGGGGAAUCCAUCUAGGAUGCCAGAAAAACAAAAUGGAAGUAACAAUCAUCAGCACUAAAUGAAAAAUAAUGGUAACCCUUUCCAGUCCAGGGCAUCAUGAAGAAUCCAGCUUUAAUAGAUCAGACUGGCAGCCCUUUUUUAGUACCUCUGUCCAAUAUCGACUAUGAAACUCUGCUGAAGUCCUUGUGAACUGUUAAUGCAACAGUAUGGGCUCCCUUUGGUCAGUGUCACAUGCUAAUAAUAGGAUUUAUGUGAGGUUUUUUUUUUUCCAAUGGCUUUUUGAUUUUGUUUUUAUGUUUGUAUGGUGUUUUUAAAGACAUAUAAAAGCUGCUUAGACUAGUUCUAUCAUGAAGGGCACUUUUCAGAAUUUGGGCUGGAAAGGGUUAUUUUAUCAACUUUGGGAGUGGGGGAGGGAUGAAGGGGGGAUGUGAGAAAGCCUAUUUAAAAUGAGCCUGUGAUAAUUAUGCACAUUACCAGAGGCGGAUCCAUUAAUCACAAGGGGGUGGCAACUGAUCAGCCCAGCAGCAGCAUUGGGAAGCAAAUCUUCACCCUUAGCUGUACAACUUGGAUUGAGUGGUGGGGUGGAAUAUCUCUGUCUAUUGCUCCCAUGGAUCUUGCCUAUGCACAUCACAUUUGUUUCAUUACUUUUUUGUGUCAUUGUUUUUUGAAAUUCCCCCUCAAAAAUAGUAAAAUGGUUUAGGGGAAAAAAAACCAUAUCAAACAUGCAACUAUACUUGAAUCCAGCAGGCCAAUAACAAAAUGUGAACACUUUCUAUUAUUACACUUCCAGGUUGGUAUCAGAAAACAAAAGAACAGGCUCUAGGAAAAAAAAUAUUUUUUUUCUCUUAUAUGUAUGCAUUGGGGAAAAGAUAGAUCGAUGUGUGAGCAAAUGGGGGUGUGCGUGCGCCAGUUGUACGAUUUAACAAAAUGGUGUUGUUGUUGUUUUCUUUUCCUUCUCAGAAUAUGCUUUUGAUUUGCUCAUUGGUCAAACGUUUAAUUGUUACUAGUUUCUAACUUUGCACUGAGUGUCCACAGCCCUCUUGUAGCUAAUCCUACUUGUUUUUUAAGAAAAAAAAGGAGAAAAAAACUGAUAGGAGGGGCUGGCGACAAUUCACGUGUAAAUGUUUACUCAAGGACUUUUGCCGCAUUUUAAAAACUUACAGUGUGUAUCUCUGGAGAAUAAUAUGUAUAUCUACCUUUAGCAGCUUUUUAUUGUGGACUAAUGCAAAGAAAUAAUUACCGGAGUAUUGCACCAUUUUUUCCAUUCGGAAUAUAAAGUUUAAAAAAAAAAGGAAAAAAAAAACUUGUGUUGAACUGUGGCCAUAAAUACUUGUAAAGAGUGGAUGGUUCCCUGCAAGCCGUAACGGAAACAAGCACUUGGACAUAGGUUUUGACUGCUUUUGGAGGAGCCUACGUUUUCGGCUCUCACCUGUUUACAGACUUUUUUUUCCUCCUUCAAACUUUAAAAUAAAAAAAGGAAUAAAAAAAGAAAAAAAAUAGACUUCCAUCAUAAAGAAACCUAUUUUCAGAAUGAAGAUAUGCUACUUCAGAGCUCUGGGAUUGAAACAGUGUUGUUUGUUCUUGUUCUUGUUGUUCUUGUUGUUUAUCCUUUUCUUUGGCCAUUGCUGUGUAUUCUUUUUUGUUGUUUUUUCCUCCUCUUCGUCAAAGUGGCGAAAAAAAUGUUGUGAUCACUAUCUUGCACAUGGUGGAAGAUGUCUCAGGAAAGCCGGGUUUCCCGAGGAGCAACUCCACACCAUUUCAUGUAUUUUUUAAACCCAACUCCUAGCACUGAAGAUGUUAUUAAAAAACAAAAUGGAAAAAAAUAAAAAGACAGUAAGAGAAGAAGAAAAAUACCUAAUCUAAUGUGUAGCAGUUACAUAUUUACCAAAUAAUGGACUCAAAAAAUAGAUGUUUGAAGAGUGCUUUAUAUAUUAAAAAUUGCUUUAUGUUUAAAAAUGAUCAAUGUUUUUGAUUGUUUUGAAAGGAAGAAAGACAAUUGAAUAACAUACCCCUUUGAGUAUGUUUUUAAAAAUUAUAUGAACAUUGUGCUCCCUGCCUGCUUGGAUCAGGAAACUUGUGCAUUACUUUUUUUUUUGUUAAAGAUUAGCUUUUUAAUAGCAUUGUCCAAUUAAAAAGGGUCCUGCAAGAUUGCAAAUCAACAAAAGCUGGUUUUCUAGAGGAUCAUGAACUAUGCACAGAUUGGGUUCCAGACUUGUGUUUUCUCAAGUUUUUUGUAGUGUAUUUAGCUGAAUACCCUUUUCUCAGAGUGAUUGCAUCACAUUUUCAUUACACGCACUCUACAUAUGUAUUGUGUAUAUAUAUAUCUCUAUACAAACA
Molecule: messenger RNA, 8430 nt
Organism: Gekko japonicus
Lineage: Eukaryota; Metazoa; Chordata; Lepidosauria; Squamata; Gekkonidae
Gene: TNRC6C
Product: trinucleotide repeat containing 6C
Exons: 23
Coding region: 313-6108 (1931 amino acids)
Biological process (GO): miRNA-mediated post-transcriptional gene silencing; positive regulation of nuclear-transcribed mRNA poly(A) tail shortening
Cellular component (GO): P-body; nucleoplasm
Molecular function (GO): RNA binding; protein binding
Source: RefSeq, a predicted model, not a curated record